CCGCGGUGGGCGUGGCUAACCGUGAGCGAUAACGCCUGUGCGCUCCGAUACGUUGCAGUCUGAGGUGCAGCCUGACUCAAGGCGAGAGUAACGGAGCAGAACCGCUGUCCAUCUGGGUCUGGGUCUGGAUCCGGGUGAUGAGAGCCACGAAGAGCAUUGUUUUGACGGCGUCAUCUUGUUUUUCACUGCAUCAUCAAAACCGCUCUCGGUCUCCUUCGCAGCAGAACUGCGGCUCUCUCCAACUAUGGAUUGCUUAAUUGAAGUUGGGCCACCCGAUCCUGUUUGCGCCAGGGCAUCCCCGUGAUAUUUAGCGAAAGGAGAGAAGUCGUUAUGAGCAAGUGUGUAAGCGGAGGAUUUCCUGUGCAGAGGCUGCAAUUUCAUCCUGAGGACAACAUUUUCAUUGUGCGUAACGGACAUCGAUGCGACGGAGCUGUUUGCAACUAAGUGAAAUAAUUGGCGCAAUGUACUAGCAGUUACAGACUGACUCCUUAGUUAGUGUAGAGAGUUUUGUUUGUGAGAGCUUUUAUUUCUCUCUUGUGCGUGCAGACAGAUUACGCACCACUGUUUUAGCUGCUCCGCGGUCGGGAUCUGGAACUGUGAAGCUUUUGAACUUUUCUCUGCAACUAUUUUAUUUUAUAGCUGCACCUAUGGCUUUGCCGGACAGUGGCAUAUCUGGAGAGGAGAUCCCUUUCCCAGAAAUAAUAGAGCUCAAUGUUGGCGGCCAGGUGUACAUAACGCGCUACUCUACCCUCACCAGUGUGCCAGACUCUCUGCUGUGGGAGAUGUUCAGUCAGAAGUCAACCAAAGGGCUGGCCAGGGACACCAAGGGGCGUUUUUUUGUGGACCGCGAUGGUUUCCUGUUCCGCUACAUCUUGGACUACAUGCGGGACCAGCAACUGGUUCUCCCGGACCACUUCCCGGAGCGCGGGCGUCUGCAGAGGGAGGCUGAGUUUUUCAACCUGCCGGAGCUCGUCAAGCUGCUGGCGCCCAAAAUCAGCAAGCAGAACUCGUUGGGGGAUGAGGGGUGUCCGAGCGACCCGGAGGACUCCUCACCCGGGAUCGACUCAGCGCGCAGCCUGGGCUCCCUGGGGGCCGCGGCGGCCGCCUGCGCCAGCCUGGUGCCCAGUGCCAUGGACGGGAAGCGCUCAGGGUUCAUCACCAUCGGCUACAGGGGGUCGUACACUCUCGGCCGCGACAGCCACACCGAUGCCAAGUUCCGCCGGGUGGCACGGAUCAUGGUGUGUGGGAAGACCUCCCUGGCCAAGGAGGUGUUCGGAGAGACCCUAAACGAGAGCCGUGACCCGGACCGCCCCCCAGAACGCUACACCUCCCGCUACUAUCUGAAGUUCACCUUUUUGGAGCAGGCCUUUGACAAGUUGGCAGAUGCAGGCUUUCACAUGGUGGCUUGCAACUCCACAGGAACCUGCGCCUUUGCCCAUGAACAGACGGACGACAAGAUCUGGACCAGCUACACUGAAUAUGUGUUCUACCGUGAGUGAGAUUAUGGCUUUAUUCCUCUGGCCCCCUUCACCCUGUCUCCAAGAGACCACCCCCCUCUCCUCCAGCCUCCAGCCAUCCUGUCUUAUCUCUCUGAUGGCUUUGUUCCAGUAGAUGUACUGUAGAUGUUGUGUCCCCCUCCCAGCCCCAUUUUUCUUUGCGGCCUCCAGCUUUUUUCCUUUGAACACUACCCAGCUGCUGCUCCGACUCUUCAUACCUCCCUCUGCAAGUCCUGUUUGAAGCUUUCCCUUUCACCCCCAAAUCCACCCCAGUCAUCCUCAAGUUGCCCUCUCUUCUGUCGCCCGCCCGUCUAGUUGUAGUUCCCCAAAAACUCAGCCACAGCAAUCCAUCACCCCUCUCUGCUGAGACUGAUGCCUUCUAUGUAUUAUUCUCCUUUGUAUCCUGCAUAUAAAUAUCUACUAAAUUUGCCCUGGUGAAGCACAAUACUGUAUUUUCCUAAAAACAUAGCCAGAGUGUGGCUAUUAAACGCAGUCAUAAAGGUAUAAAGAAAAGGGCUGAAAGAGUUGUAGUAAUGUACUAAGCUACUCUUCCCCUGCUUACUCAAGCAGAUCGGACUCUCUCCAGCUUCUCUGAACUAAAUUACCAAAUAAUUGGACAUCUUAUCAGCCUUGAGGGACACGAGCAGCCCCAGCACAAGAUAGAAGUGUAAUCUAAUUUUCUUCAUUUUUUUUUUUCUUUUUACUUUAUUCUAUUAAAUGUGUCCAGUACCAUGUGCUUUGGGAAUGUGCCAUAGCUAACCUGUGCGGUUGUUGUUUUAAAAUGGAUGAAGUUGCUACAGCAUUGCGGACCUGGGGGGAAAAAAUGCAGCAAACCUGUUUUGAAAGAAGGGAAAAUAGAAAGCUGACAGUGCGUGGAGUUUAUAUUUCAGAAAGAAGCUGGUUAUGUGGCAAAUAUACAAGCACAAAACCUGCAUGGUGAAGCUUAAGCAUCAAAAGAUUUUCUAGUGAGAGAAAAUAAAAAAAGAUUUACUGAUCUAUUGAUAGAGUGGAAAGAAAUGUAUGUUGUUUUGUUUGUCGUUUGCUUUACUUUUAUGUUAAAACAUUAAAAAGGUUUUUUCAUACUACAAGUCAUGUCUUGUGAAAGGCCUGCUUCCUGUUGUAGUCACCAUAGCUGGCCAUGUUUUGAGAAAAAAACAAAAAAAAACAUUAAUAUUAUUCUCAAUAAGCAAUUCAGUAUUUGAAGGUUCUGUGUUGAUAGUGCUCACUUACUGUAAAUGAAUACCUAGUAGAGAGGGUAGGAGUACCCUGUCUGCAUGCAAAGCCAAUUGUCUUCUCAUGACUGAAGCAAAGGUUGCUGUAAAUACAGCUGCUAUAAACGGGGACGUGACAAAAGGAUAGUUCUUCAUUUUUACUGGGGUUCUGUUAAAAUGUCUUAAACAUAUCGCUCAAGGCAGAUUUGUACUGUCUUAAAACAACACAACCUCAGAAAUGUAUUAGCUGUUUAUUCAAACUCUAUUUUAUGAACCUUUAAACAUUGGUUGGUUAUUUACAAAGAAGCCGAUGGUUAUUUACGCUGGAAAAAGAGGUUGGAAGUUGUGCACCAUCAAUGAUCUUCCUGUUUGAAACAUACACAGAACAUUUAGUGUUUUGGAUCGAAAUACAAGUGAAUCAGUGUGAAAAUUAAAAAUAUGACUUUAUGUGAACACUAUUUCCUACACUGUCUUACUCUUCAAGUCAGACUGUCUGACUUGAAGCGUUUUGCAUGUUCCAUUCUCAGUAUGUAGAAGAAAAUUGGCACUUUAUGCACCUCAAUUUCUAGUGUAAUUAGUUUUCUGCUUCUUUAUAAACAGUCACGUGCAGCAAAGGUGAUGCUGGUUUAAAGGUUCAAAAAACAGCUUAUACAUAAACCGUGAAGACAUUUUAAAGACUGGAGUUAUUUUAAGGAGGAAGAAGUCCAUUUUGGACUUGGUCUUCAGAUUAGCCUUUAUCUUUAGCCUUCUGGCCCAGUUCCUCUGGAGUUAUGAUAAAUGAAGACACCAAGAAAGCUAUCUACUUCAGAUAAGGUAAGAUAUUAACUGCUCAUAAGCGUUGAACAGAACCCCACUUUAGAAAUCCUGAAACAUCACUUUAAAGUUUACUACUAGAGUGUUGGGUCUGGCAUCAGGACAGGCCUACUCUAUCAUUUACCUCAGACUAAAACACAUUUAAAGCCAAUAAAGCAUCCAGCUGAUUAUGUGAAAUGCUAGAAGAAGUCUAACUUGUAGAUGGUUUGAUCAAAAGUCAAGCAUUAUUCAGUCUAAGCAAGGUUGUAGUUAAAUGUCUUGGUGACAAAAAGUGUUUUAUGAAAGAUUUUAACAACAUAACAUUGUGUUUCAGUGUGAUACAGUGUUUUGGACACCCUAAAUCAGUGUGUUGAACCUGUUGCAGUAUGUAGGUUACAUUGGGGAUUAGCAGAAGGCAAACUGAUAUAUUAAAUGAAACCCUACUCUCUUCUGGUUCAUUUUCAUUGAAAACAAACAAAACUCUCAGAGUGCUGUUCAUGAGUGAAGAGCGCACCUGCAUCACGAUUACCGUAUAUGUUUUUCAUUUUCAUUAGAAAUGAUUCUCAGUCGUAAAAUAAAGGAAACGAGAUUUCACAAUAAAAUGAUAUAUCAUUAAAUGUUUAGCUCUCUCCCCUCAGGCUUUGUUUUUCAUCUUCCCUUCUGCUAAUCUCUUUUUUUUGCAAUUUUUUUUUAUCAUUUUGUUUUUCUCAGCUUGGUCACAUAUUGAACACUUGAUCAGAAAACAGAGCCAAGACAGAAUUGAGGACAUGCAUAGAUAACAAGCUCUCUUAAAGCAGAUUACAAAACCCUUGUUUUGUUGCCAAUAAUUGACCCAGUUACACCACACAGUCCAAACUGUGAAGUCGACUAGAUUCAAAGUUAAGGACUGGCGAAGGCCUGCGCUGCUUAAGGCUUCCUGCGGAGCAACAGUUUGCCUGUUUCUGCAGACUCAGAACAGAUUUUGUGUUCAGGAGCGCAUUCACAGACAACAAGGCUAUGACAGAUUACGCUUGAAUAACAAUCGGGGGCAUGUUUGUGUCAGUGAAGCACUCAAAUGUCAUUUCAUGAACUCUGACUCAUAUUUGCCUUUUCAUCGAGACCUUAUCGAAUGCCAAUUGCUUCAGUAUAACACCUCUAAACCAAUCUCAGUGUGGCCUAGAUAAAUGCAUCGCUGAUGGGUCCCAUUAAAGUUGUGAAACAUAGAAGUGGCUCCCUUCUGGGAUAACAGAUUAUUUUUCUGAAUGAGGCCAUAUUUUGUCCUCAGAGAAGAGGACAGUAGAGUCUCCCAAACAAAAACAGCCACAGGCAGCAUUCCUCUGGCACUGCUCUCCAGCAUGCUAUGGCAACACCGGGGUACCAGAGUCGGCCAUUAGCACACGCAUGGAAAGACGAGCCUCAUGCGUAAAAUUCCAGGCACCACUGUCUGCCUUUACACCCAAGAAUGGCCUUGAGGUUCAACAUUCAACAGAAGGCGAGUGAGGAGUGUUGGCAGUUAGACGUUAAACAGGAGCAGCAGCGAUGUACACAGGCCACACUGAUGAUAAACUGCGUUUCUCAGAGCUAUUGCAAAACUUAGCUUAAAAGUGAAGCAUACCUUCGUGUGAGAGGCAGGCUCUCUUUGUCUCUAUCCAGAGUGUCUCAAUAAAGGGAUUUUACAAUGA
This is a messenger RNA of Xiphophorus couchianus (Monterrey platyfish), 5160 nucleotides long. It is a transcript of the gene kctd12b, whose product is annotated as potassium channel tetramerisation domain containing 12b. Gene Ontology annotation, biological process: regulation of G protein-coupled receptor signaling pathway; protein homooligomerization. The record is from RefSeq and is a predicted model, not a curated record. Gene Ontology annotation, molecular function: protein binding. Gene Ontology annotation, cellular component: signaling receptor complex. The coding region runs from base 648 to 1499 and encodes 283 amino acids. NCBI's taxonomy places the organism in Eukaryota, Metazoa, Chordata, Actinopteri, Cyprinodontiformes, Poeciliidae. The transcript has a single exon.